AUGGGCUCAGUGGGUAGGCUCCACUGUCUGACCAUGACGGCCGCCGAAAAUCCCACACCUGGAGACCUGGCUCUGGCACCCCUCGUCACUUGCAAACUCUGCCUGUGUGAACAGUCUCUGGACAAGAUGACCACACUCCAGGAAUGCCGAUGCAUCUUUUGCACAGCUUGUCUGAAACAGUACAUGCAGCUGGCAAUCCGAGAAGGAUGUGGGUCUCCCAUCACUUGCCCGGACAUGGUGUGCCUAAACCAUGGGAUCUUGCAGGAAGCUGAGAUUGCCUGUUUGGUACCUGUGGAUCAGUUUCAGCUUUAUCAGCGGUUAAAAUUUGAGCGAGAAGUCCACCUGGACCCCUGCAGGACGUGGUGCCCCGCCGCAGACUGUCAGACAGCAUGCCCCGUCGCAGCAAGUGGCCCAGGGCAGCCUGUCCUGGUGGAGUGCCCGUCCUGCCACCUGAAAUUCUGCUCAUGCUGCAAGGAUGCCUGGCAUGCAGAAGUCUCCUGCAGGGACAGUCAGUCCGGCGUCCUGCCAACAGAGCGUGGGACGCUCUUUGGGACGGAGGCAGAAGCCCCCAUUAAGCAGUGCCCCGUGUGCCGGGUUUAUAUUGAGCGCAACGAAGGCUGUGCUCAGAUGAUGUGUAAGAACUGCAAACACACAUUUUGCUGGUACUGCCUUCAGAACCUGGACAAUGACAUUUUCCUCAGACACUAUGACAAAGGGCCAUGUAGAAAUAAGCUUGGCCACUCAAGAGCCUCAGUGAUGUGGAACCGAACACAGGUGGUCGGGAUUCUCGUGGGGUUGGGCAUCAUUGCCUUGGUGACCUCACCCUUGCUGCUUCUGGCUUCCCCGUGCAUCAUCUGCUGUGUCUGCAAGUCCUGCCGGGGCAAGAAGAAAAAGCACGACCCAUCCACAACCUAA
This is a messenger RNA of Rangifer tarandus platyrhynchus (Svalbard reindeer), 915 nucleotides long. The record is from the annotation of a GenBank genome assembly. Lineage: Eukaryota; Metazoa; Chordata; Mammalia; Artiodactyla; Cervidae.